AGUUUGACGCACAUCAAACGUCACUUUUGUUGCGAGCCGAAGCGGACCGCAUAGAAAAUAAAACCGCCUAAACGUUGAAGCCAAAUGAGCUGAAACUGGUAAAAAUACAGAAUUUAACUGCACGCUUGUGGUCGAAUGGUUGUGCCGGAUUUGGAGGUUAUGGUGAAUUGGUAAGCGGAAGCAAGGAAAGUUUGUUUUUCAUACCCAACCCAGCAGCGCAGCGGAACGAUCGAAGAUGGAUUUUAACGCACUAUUGCAGCAAGCCCAAAAGCUGACCCAUGAAACGCAAGUUUCCGAUGAUUUGCCUCGAGUCGAGCGCACCUUGCCGCAGGUGCUGCAAGCAACGCAGGAACUGCACUCGCGCGUAACGCAAACGGGUGCUCAGGACAUGCAGGCCCAUAUCCUGCUAGGAUCGAAUGGGAUUGAUUUGCCGAAAAUAUCGCAAAAGCUGGAAACGCUCAGCUCGCGUAAAACCUUCGAGCCGCUGGAUCCCAUCGCUACGACGGACGUACAGAAUUUCCUACGCAACGAGAAGGAAAAUGCUAUCCUCGCUGUGAUUGAGGAGGUGCACAAGAAUUCCUACCUGUCCGCUGAAACGCAGAAAUGGGACCACAUGAUGAACGACUGGAAGCAGGAAAAGGUCAAGCUAAUGAAUGCGUUGAUCGGUCCAUCGCAGAGCUGGAUUGACAUCCGCAAGGGACCGGAGCAGACCAUCCUGAACGAAACCACGUUCGGCGGCCGAUCUUCACUGAACAGCCAGGAGAUGGCGUAUGCCCGAGAAGUGCACGAGUACAACAAAUUGGUGUGUGAGGGGGCCAUGCGUCCGUCGCUAAUACAACGCUUUGCCCAGGUGGCGGAAAGUUUCAACGAUUCGCGUGUGAACGAUGUAUGGGAGGUGAUGAAGUACAUGACGAACGUAACACCCAUCCCCCGCAGUCAGGAUCCGAUGAAAGUGCGCUGCUCGCAGCAUCUGUUCAUCAACCAAGCGAAACGCUACCUCGAGAACCGCUACAAGAUUUUCAUGCAAACCGUCAUCUCGGAGCAUCUGCGUGAAGCACGCCGUGGCGGCAUACCGAGUGUGCUCAAUUUGGUCGGCUCGUUCGUCGGGCUGAAGCUGGCCACCCACGGCCUCAACUCGUCCUUUAUCGGUCUGCAGGACGGGCAGGUGGAUGGUAAGCCGCUGUGGCCGAUGGUGUACUAUUGCCUGCGCUGCGGAGACAUCGCUUCCGCGCUGAAGUGCAUGCAGAUGGCGGGACAAGGGCACGAGGAUUUGAUUGCCGUGCUGGAGGAAAAGUGUCACAAUCCGGAGCAGAAAACCAAUCCCCGCCUGGAGCUGCAGAUACGCAUGCAGUACAAGCGGCAAAUACGCAAUGCGACCGAUCCGUACAAAAGGGCGGUGUACUGCAUCGUGGGCUGCUGCGACAUCCAGGAACCGCACGCGGACAUUGCCAAAACGACGGACGACUUUCUGUGGAUCCAGCUGUCGCUGAUCCGUACCGACGGCGAUGACAGUGCCGAGCAUCUGACCUGCUCCGGGCUGCAGAGCAUGAUCCUGGAGCAGUACGGCGAGAAGCACUACAACGCGAACGAGCAGCCCCAUCUGUACUUCCAGCUGCUGGCGCUCACUGGGCAGUACGAGGCCGGCAUCGAGUUUUUGUCCCGCUUCGAGAAGUACCGGGUGCACGCCGUCCACAUCGGGCUGGCGCUGAACGAGCUGCACAUGAUCGGUGGACCGCGCAAUCUGCAGGAACCGCUGCUGUCGGUUGACUUUGAGGAUCCACACCCGAUGCGCCGGUUAAACAUUGCCCGUCUGAUAAUGCUGUACGUGAAAAAGUUUGAAAUCACCGACCCACCGGAAGCGUUGCACUAUUUCUACUUUUUGCGCAAUCUGAAGGACAGCGAGGGGCGCAAUCUGUUCCUGGUCAGUGUGGCCGAUCUUGCCAUCGAGUGCCGGGACUUUGAUCUGCUGUUUGGCCGCAUGCAGCGCGAUGGCAUGCGCUCGCGUGGCUUGAUCGACCAGUUCGAGACGGUGCACAUCGACGCGCGCACCGUGUGCGAAAUGGUUGCGGAGAAGUUCGUCAAGAAGGGCAUGUUUGAGGAUGCGAUCAAGAUGUUCGAUCUGGCCUCUCAGCAGGAGCAGGCCCUGCGCUAUACCUCCAUACUGCUGUCCCAGGUGGUGCAUCACGCCAACAAGGAAGGUUCGCUGCGGGAGCGCGUUCAACGGAUGGCACACGAGUUUACCGAACGGUACACCGGGGCAGAGAAGAACUGCGACUCGCAGACGUGGUCCACGUUCAAUCUGCUGAAGGAGCUGGCUGCGUUCUUCGAUUACUACCACGGCAAAAACCAUCAAUCCGCGAUGGACAUUCUCGAACGCAUCAAGCUGGUUCCGCUGCGCAUGUCCGAUCUGGACGUGGCGGUGAACAACUUUAAGCGUUUGUCCGGUGAAGUUUGUAAAGCCAUUCCCGACCUGCUGCUCGCUACGAUGGACAUUGCCUACACGAAGUACAAGACGAUGAAGGGCAAGGAUGUGGCCAAGUUCGACGAUCUUGGCAAAAAGAACCAACUAAGCUAUCUGCGCGAGCAAGCAAAGGCCCUGACCAACAUGGCCGCGAUGGUGCCGUACCGUAUGCCCGGCGAUACCAACAGUAGGCUCAUUCAAACGGAAAUCCUCAUGCACUGAGGGCGCCCCCACUGUCUAAAACCCUUCUAUCUUUUAAGCUAAACGUGUUCUUCGUACACUUACAAUGCAAAUCGAAAAUAAAUGCGUAAACCUGUUGGAUAAA
Messenger RNA from Anopheles arabiensis, 2786 nucleotides. It is a transcript of the gene Nup93-2, whose product is annotated as nuclear pore complex protein Nup93-1. Gene Ontology annotation, molecular function: structural constituent of nuclear pore. Gene Ontology annotation, cellular component: nuclear pore. The transcript has 6 exons. Bases 236 to 2683 code for a protein of 815 amino acids. The record is from RefSeq and is a predicted model, not a curated record. NCBI's taxonomy places the organism in Eukaryota, Metazoa, Arthropoda, Insecta, Diptera, Culicidae. Gene Ontology annotation, biological process: poly(A)+ mRNA export from nucleus; protein import into nucleus.